Messenger RNA from Rhizoctonia solani, 930 nucleotides. RefSeq lists its product as uncharacterized. NCBI's taxonomy places the organism in Eukaryota, Fungi, Basidiomycota, Agaricomycetes, Cantharellales, Ceratobasidiaceae. The transcript has 4 exons. Bases 1 to 930 code for a protein of 309 amino acids. The record is from RefSeq and is a predicted model, not a curated record.
AUGGCUGCUUCCAUAUCGCCUCUGAGCACUCCUCCUAUUAGCAUAGGUAUCACACCGUCAGUAGUUUCAGAGAUCGAGCGCAGCCAAGGAAAAUCAGAAGAACUAAAGAUGCCUGAUCCCGUCGCAUCGCUCGGUCCGGGAGAGCCCAAUGUUGUAUCGGAUGUUCCAACAAUCAUAGACCUCGGAGACGGGGAUAUCGAACUUAAAUUAACUGAAUACGACCCUCUCUCCAAAAAGGUGAACAAUACCACGUUCAAAUCGCACAAGCACCUCUUGAACGACUUUGCCCGUCUGAAAGAGAUGAUCAAAGGCAUGGAGCGGUAUAAUUCGGGUGCACAGUGCAUUACAGUCUAUCGGGACGAACGCGGCGUAGAGGAUUUCAAGAACAUGUUUAAAGUGCUAUAUGCUUCAUUAAUCAAGGGCCCAUUCGAAUUCGACGCACCCACACUCGUGUCCUGUCUACGCCUCGCAACGGCCUACGAAUACCCCGAGCUCCGCAAGUUCAGCGUCGACAGAUUGGAGGGUGCUGCUCUCUCGCCGAUCGAGCGAAUCGAGCUCGCGCGCGAGUUUGAUCUUUCUGCGUGGGACGAAGGGGCGUUUCAGGAGCUUGUGGGACGUGAUGAGCCGAUUACGAGGGACGAGGCCAAGGCGCUUGGGGGGAUAGAAGAGGAGAAAGCUAGGAGAGAGGCCGAGGAGAAGAAGAAGGCAGAGGAGGAAGAGCAAAGAAAGCGGGAAGAAGAGGAAAAGAGACAGCGCGAGGAAGAGGAAAAGAGACAGGAAGAGAAAAGAGACAGGAAGAGGAACGAAAGAAACAAGAAGAGGAGAAGGCGGAGACGAGAAGAAAAAGAAGAGGCUCAGAAAAGAGGAGAAGAAAAAGAAAGAGGCCCAGAAGGCGGAGGAGGAGAAGAAAAAAAAGAGACCCAGAAGUAA